Molecule: messenger RNA, 5981 nt
Organism: Rhinolophus ferrumequinum (greater horseshoe bat)
Lineage: Eukaryota; Metazoa; Chordata; Mammalia; Chiroptera; Rhinolophidae
Gene: BTBD8
Product: BTB domain containing 8
Exons: 18
Coding region: 195-5579 (1794 amino acids)
Cellular component (GO): synaptic vesicle; neuron projection terminus
Molecular function (GO): protein binding
Source: RefSeq, a predicted model, not a curated record
CGGGGUUUCCCGGGACGGCGGUCCAGCUGCAAGUAAGGGACCGUUUAGAAACUGACUGGAGGCGUCAACCUUUUCCCUUAGGGGGAGGACUCGGAUAGGGGCCGAGUGCUCGGUCGGGAACGCCCCUUUCUUCCAGACGCGGGGAGUGAGACCGAGUACUGGGCCUGCGGAGCGCCGCCGUACCUUCGUGGGACAUGGCCCGUUGUGGGGAGGGUAGCACGGCCCCCGUGGUACUUCUGGGAUCCCCUGGAGUUUGCAGUAAGGGGUUGCAAAGGAAGGGGCUGUGUGAGCGGCGCCGGCUGAAGGCGAUGGUGUCGGAGCAGCUCAGCCAGGAUCUGCUCAGGCUUCUAAGGGAAGAAAUCCAUACAGAUAUUACUUUCUCUGUAGGUUGUACUUUAUUCAAAGCACACAGAGCGGUCCUUUUAGCAAGGGUUCCUGGCUUCUAUUUUCAUACUGUUGGACAGACAUCAAAUAAUUUAAUAAACCAUGAGCCUGUUGCUGUGGAGAACUUUGAAGCUUCAGAAUUUAGAACAUUUUUACAGAUUAUAUACUCAUCAAACAAAAACAUAAAAAACUAUGAAGAGGAAAUUCUUAGGAAAAAGAGUGGGGUACCACAAACAAAACAUGACUUCAGUUUUGGAAAGUAUACUGACAAUGAUGGAAGAUCAUCUAUAGAGUUCUUAGGUGAAAAAUCACCUGACUGUUCUCUUCUGAAGCAUGAAAUUCCAGAUGUUAUCAGCAAUCGGGAGGACAGUUUAAUUUCUACUGAUAUUUAUGACUUCGAACCUGCAUCUGAAUUAGGAGAAGAUUUAUUGCAACUUUACGUGAAACAUUGUUGCCCAGAUAUUGAUAUUUAUGUUGAUGGAAAGAGUUUUAAAACUCACAGAGCCAUUUUAAGUGCCAGAUCGAGUUAUUUUGCUGCGAUGCUGUGUGGCUGUUGGGCUGAAAGCUCUCAAGAGUACAUUACUCUUCAAGGUAUAAACCAUGUAGAAAUGAAUGUUAUGAUGCAUUUUAUAUAUGGAGGAACUUUGGACUUUCCAGAUAAAGCUAACAUUGGUCAGAUACUCAAUAUAGCUGAUAUGUAUGGACUACAAGGAUUAAAAGAAGUAGCCAUCUAUAUUUUAAGAAGAGAUUAUUGUAAUUUCUUUCAGAAGCCUGUUCCCAGAAGGUUGGCAUCUAUUCUAGAAUGCCUGAUUAUUGCUCAUUCAGUUGGAGUGGAAAGUCUUUUUGCUGACUGCAUGAAGUGGAUUGUAAAGCAUUUUGCAAGGUUUUGGUCUGAGAGAAGCUUUGCAAAUAUACCUCCUGAGAUUCAGAAAAGUUGUCUUAAUAUGUUAAUUCAGUCCUUAAAUGAUAGGAAUGCUGCUUUUCUUCUGAUGGAAAGUGACAGGCUAAUCAUGAGUUUACCCAGAGUGAAGUGGACAGAAGCUGCACUGACUAUGGCGUCUCAACUCCAAGAAGAAUGUGUUGCAUUUAUUAUAGAAAACUUCUCCAAGAUCAUUCAAAGUGAAAAUUUUGCUCUUUUUUUACAGUCACAAGCAAUGAGCAGCACAGCUGAUCUGUUGGACAAAAUUUUAAAAGCAAUCGAAGAAAACAUUACCACUGAGAAUAGUUGCUCUCUUCUUAUGGCUCUGGACGUGUUACUGAACUCUGACAGUACAAAAGAAAUGGUAUUGAAUGGUUUUACGUGCAAGAUCCAGGCUCUGCGUGAUAAGCUGUGGAUCUUCCUGGUUCAGUCUUUCUAUGCUGUUCGUCACACAGGAAGCUGGAAGCUGAUGAGCACAGAUGAUCAACAGAAAAUCCAAGCAGCUGCAUUUGACAAAGGUGAUGAUCGAAGACUUGGCAAAAAGCCUAUAUUCAGUAGCUCUCAGCAAAGGAGACAAGUUUCUGACUCGAGUGUUCUAAAAAACAAAUCUUUGAGAGAAAAUAACAAGAAAGAGUGUUGGAGUUGUCCCUCUACUAAUCAAAAGAUGAAAUCCGAUGGAUUAGGAGCAUCUGGACAUUCAUCAACUACUAAUAGAAAUGCUAUAAGUAAAACUUUGAAGCGUGAUGAUUUAAAGGAAAAGGAUGGUACAAAAACAGUGUCUAAGAUUACAAAAGAAUUAAAAUCUGGGGGGAAAAAUGUUUCUGGGAAGCCCAAAGCUAUAAUAAAACCCAAAACAGAAAACAGUGAUAAUGCAAAGUCAGUAAACACGUCACCUGGACAAGUUGUGGAAACAUCAGCAACAGCAGCAGCAAAUGGACAGAAAAAUGCAUUAAAUGGAAAAGGAGUGAGAAAUCAGGAAGGACAGAUUGCAGGUGCCAGACCCAAGGUACUCACUGGAAACUUAAGUGUGCAAGCCAGAGCAAAACCUUUGAAGAAAGUGACAGGAAAAGAUUCUCUAGGCCUCGGCAUCGCAGGACCAUCCAGCAGAUCUGUGAAUUCAAGUAUGGAGUUACUGGUUUCCACUGAAUGUCUGGAUGAAUCAAAAGAAAAUGGAUCAAUAGGAGAAGAGAAACCAUCUGGUCAUAAACUGUCCUUUUGUGAAUCUCCAGGACAGACAGUGAAAAACAGUGUAGAAAAUAUGAAAACUUCCACUGUAGCAGUAAAAUCUCGACCUGUUUCAAAAGUUACCAAUGGAACCUCCAAAAAAAAAAGCAUUCAUGAACAAGAAACUAAUAUGAAUAACAGUGUGCUAAAGAAGGUCACUAGCAAAGGAUCUAGUGAUCCAGCACCACAGGCAAUUUUAAAGAAAAGAGGGAAUGACAAUGGAUGUGCUGCAGCUCAGCAGAGGACAAAGAAUGCCCCAUCUAAUCUUGCUAAAACUCAAGGAUCCCAAGGAGAGUCACCAAAUUCAGUAAAAUCUUCAGUCUCUUCAAGGCACUCUGAUGGAAAUGUGACAAAGUUGGACCACAGUACGACAGAUAAACAAACACCUAAGAGAAAAAUUGUCAAGCAGGGACAUACGACUUUGCCUAAGGUUAAUGCAAAAAUAGUGGCAAUGCCUAAAACCCCAAAUCAAUCUAAGAAAGGUGAAACUUUGAAUAAUAAAGAUUCAAAACAGAAAAUGCUUCCUGGACAGAUCAUAUUGAAGACUCAGUCUUCUCAAAGACCUUUAAAAAGUGAAACAUCUAUUGUCCAAAAAUGUAUACUUCACAAUGUAUGUGAUAAUAAUAAGGGCAGUGUUACUGAACAGAAACCUCACGAAUCCCUAAUUAAUCUCACAACUGAAAUCAGUAGUAUGGAAGCGUUCCAGUCAUCAUGCACACGUGACCUACAAAAGCCAUUAAACAAUCAAGAAAAAGAGAAAUUGGUAUUAGAAUGCCAAAGCAUUUCAAAUCUGGAUAAAUCAAUAAAAAAUGAACUGGAAUCAACACAGAUUUGUUCAGAUAAAACUGAAACACAAUUUUCCAAUCACAAAGAAACAGAUCAUUGCAACACAGCUAAACUACAUUAUCAUUCUAAUGGGAGUAGUAAUGUAGAUCCAAAAUUUUAUAGCACCACUGCCCUAAAAUCUAUGAUUUCAAAUCCAAAUGAAAACUCUUUGAAUUCUAACCUAGUUUGUGAUUCAGACUCCACAAAUGCAGAACAACUCCAUUCAGCAUCAGAUAAAGAAAAUCAAGUAGGGAGAAGAGACACAAACAAAAAGUCAAGCAUUAAAGGUGUGAAGGACGUUUUACCUUGUGUUCCUGAAAGGACAAACGGUACCUUAAAUACCAUUCAAGAUGACGGAAAAUCUAAAUUACCUGCGGAACAGACAAUCCCUAGUCAGUUGUCUGAGGACUCUGCUAUAAAUGAAGACAAAUAUGCCACAGUAGACUCAGAUAGUUCCUCCAAGUGUUUUUUGGAACAAAUAUCAGGGAAAAAUUCUCCUAAAGAUAUGGAAACAACAGAAACUCCAGAAGCUCCAUUCACGAGUCAGUGGAAUUUGAGUACCAGUGUUCUGCAUCAGAGAGAGAGCCCUGAGUCUGACACUGGCAGUGCUACCACAUCCUCAGAUGACAUAAAGCCCAGGUCGGAAGACUAUGAUGCUGGAGGAUCUCAGGAUGAUGACGGGUCAAAUGACAGAGGUAUUUCUAAAUGUGGCACUAUGCUGUGCCAUGAUUUCCUUGGAAGAAGUAGCAGCGAUACCAGUACUCCUGAAGAAUUAAAAAUAUAUGACAGUAACUUAAGAAUUGAAGUGAAAAUGAAAAAGCAAAGUAGUAAUGAUCUUUUCCAAGUUAAUUCAACAAGUGAUGAUGAGAUUCCUAGGAAAAGGCCAGAAAGUUGGUCUCGAUCUACAGUACUCCACCCUAGGGAAAAAGAAAAUGCUCUACGAGGCAGUGUCCAGUUUGCUCAGGAAGUAGAUCAAGUUUCUUCCUCAGCCGAUGAAACAGAAGAUGAAAGAUCUGAAGCUGAAAAUGUUGCAGAGAAUUUCUCUACAUCUAACUCAGCUCCUCAGCAGUUUCAGGGGAUAGUUAAUCUAGCUUUUGAAGAUGCAACUGAAAGUGAAAGUCACGAGUUUUCUGCAACUAAAAAGUUUAAAAGGUCAGUUUUACUUUCAGUAGAUGAAUGUGAAGAACUGGGAUCGGAUGAAGGGGAAGUCCAUACUCCCUUUCAGCCUUCUAUAGAUUCUCUUUCACCUUCUGAUGUUUUUGAUGGCAUUUCUCAUCAACAUCAUGGAAGGACCUGCUGCUAUGCCAGAUACUCACAAGGAAGCGAAGGUAGAGUUUUAGAAUGUAAACAAGGUAAAGGCAAUAGUGUUCGUAAAAAUGAAAGCUCUCUCUUGGGUCUUAGUAACGUUGACUUUUCAAGAAAAGAUAAACAGAGUGCUUCAGCCACAGGAAAAACAUACACAAUAGAUGUCCUGUCCAAAGGAGGCAGACAGCUUCUCCCAGAAGAUAAAAAAGUAAACAGUGGAAGCGAUGCAGAUAAUGACUUUCAACAACGCAGCAAGCUGUUAGAUAGUGAUAUAAAAUCUCAAGAAAGACCAUGUCAUUUGGAGCUUCAUCAAAGAGAACCCAAUUCUGACGUACCAAAGAACAGCUCUACAAAAUCUCUGGACUCCUGUCGGAGUCAACUCCUGCCUCAGGAAGGUCAAGUGAAAGAGAGCCAUUCUACAGCUACCGAAAAAGCUAAUAUUGCUUUAUCUGCAGGAGACAUAGAUGAUUGUGACACAUUGGCACAAACCUUCAUGUAUGACCAUCGGCCUUCAAAAACCCUCUCUCCAAUAUAUGAGAUGGAUGUAAUAGAAGCAUUUGAGCAGAAAGUGGAAUCAGAAACACACGUUACAGACAUGGAUUUUGAAGAUGAUCAACACUUUGCAAAACAAGAUUGGACACUAUUAAAGCAACUGCUAUCUGAACAGGAUUCAAACUUAAAUAUUACAAAUUCUGUUCCUGAAGAUUUAAAUUUAGCACAGUAUCUAAUUAAUCAGACGCUACUUCUAGCACGAGACAGCUCAAAACCUCAGGGUAAAGCACAUAUUGACACUUUAAACAGAUGGAGUGAACUAACCUCUCCACUUGAUUCCUCAGCAAGUAUCACCAUGGCUAGUUUUUCUUCUGAAGAUUGUUCACCCCAAGGGGAAUGGACAAUUCUGGAACUGGAAACUCAGCAUUAAGAGUACUAACACUUUGGAAAAUUUUGAACUAUGCUACCCCUUUAUUUUUUGAUGUUUAUAUUACAUCCAAAUGAUAAUUCUAUUAGCCAGAGAUAGACUGCCCUUGAUAUAGAGGGAAUCUUUCCAAUUUAUUGAAGUAAACAUAGUUUGUUUAUUAAUAUGAUAUAACAUGUAGAAAACAAGUUUUUCUAAAAUUUCUGAGCAUGUUUUAUUAAUUAGAGAAAUUAGAAGACUUAUGAGGAAGCUCUUCCUUCAGUUUUCCUUUCCUAUCUGAUCAUUUGUUCACUUAUUCAAGAAUUUAAAAUGUGAAUGCACAAGUAGAUCUGUACCUUUACUUUUUGCUCUGCAUAUGGUAACAUGGCAAUUUAACAAUAAAAAACUUAUUGUGCUUGUGUCAAUUUA